This is a messenger RNA of Saprolegnia diclina VS20, 1754 nucleotides long. RefSeq lists its product as hypothetical. Lineage: Eukaryota; Oomycota; Saprolegniomycetes; Saprolegniales; Saprolegniaceae. The coding region runs from base 36 to 1718 and encodes 560 amino acids. The transcript has a single exon. Gene Ontology annotation, molecular function: iron ion binding; oxidoreductase activity, acting on paired donors, with incorporation or reduction of molecular oxygen; heme binding. The record is from RefSeq and is a predicted model, not a curated record.
CCUUCAACCAGGACAGUGCGGCGACUGUGCACUUUAUGGCGCUUCUCUCAACGAGGCUAUUGACGUGCGUCUGGUGGGAUCGCACGACUGGGGCUCCAGGCAUGUACCUAUUAAGUGUGGGUACGAACCAGAAUCUGACCCAAUUGUCAGAUCGCGCUCGUCCUAUCAGUUGGCGCCUUCUCGGCCACUGGUCGCAUUUUUCGAUGCUCCGCGCACGCCUCAAGUCGACGUUGGCCGCCGUCGCCACCGAGGCGGCCCCAUGCCUCCGCGACAUCCCUGUCGCGCCCGAGACGGGCUUUGGUCCGUUGCGCAGCAGCUACGCUUACUUUGCUGAGAGUGACGGGUUCCGCCUGCUCUUUGAGCGCUUCCACAAGCUCCACACGUCGCUCGGCCCGAUCUACCGCCUCCGCUUUAUGCCGUUCCAGCCGUACACGGUCAGUAUUUCGGACCCAGACGCAGCCGCCGAGAUCUACCGGCACGAAGGCGCGAUGCCGCAGCGCCAGACCUUUGACUUUUGGAAGCUGUACCGGGACGAGCGCAACUUGCCCGUGGGCCUCGCCAACACCAACGAGUAUGCCGUGUGGAAGAAGUACCGGCUCAGUUUGGGCGCCCAUUUGCUGCAGCCGCACAACGUCGGCACGUGGGUGCCGCGUGUCGACGCUGUUGCGAACGACCUCGCCGCGCGCGUCUGCGCCCAAGCGAGUGCGUCGUCGACGGGCGAGGUGCCUGUGACGCUGCUCACCAAGGCAUUUGCGCUGGAAGCGGUCUCGUCGCUCGUGUUUGGGAAGCGCAUGGGCUGCUUGUCGCCCGACCACUUGACGCCGAUCGCUCCGACGGCCCAGGCCUUGAUCAGCGCCGUUGACGGCUUCUUUGCGACGUCGCAGCAGCUCAUGGCGGUCCCGCCCAAGGCGCCACUUUUUGUGUACAAGCUACUGCCGGCGUACAAGGAGCACGUCAUGCACUCGGACUAUAUCUUCCGCUUGGGGCACGAGAUGGUGCAAGAAAAGCUGGCGUCGACCGAGGUCACGGCGCCCGACUUGCUCACGAUGUUUCUGCAGCGGCCCGAGCUCGACGAGACGGACGCGAUCACGCAGGCGAUCGAGAUUCUGUUCGGCGGCGUCGAUACGACGUCAAUUGCACUGCUCUGGUCACUCUACUGCAUUGCGACGUCGCCCCAUAGCCGCGAGAUCCAACUCAAAAUGCGUGCCGAGGUCGAGUCGAUACUGGACGGCGCCACCGAAUUUGACGCGGCCGCCCACGAAAAGCUCUCGUACAUUCGAGCAGUCGUCAAGGAGACCCUGCGCCUGUACCCGGCGGCUAAUCCGAACCAGCGGAUUCUCUCCCAGGACAUGACAGUUCUCGGCUACGACAUCCCGAAGGGCACGAGCGUCAUGAUGGCCACGUACACGAUGAGCCGCGACCCCGCCGUGUUUGACGAACCCGAGAUCUUCAAGCCCGAGCGCUGGAUUGACCGGGACCAUGCGACACCCGCCGCCCGGAAGAAGAAGGCGUACUCGACACUGCCCUUUGGCAUGGGCUCGCGCAGCUGCAUUGGCCGUCGCUUGGCCGAGACCGAAAUUUACCUCGCUCUCGCGCACCUUGUUCGCCGCAUGGAGAUGCAGUGGAUCCCCGAAGAGACGCACCCCAAGCCUAUUUUGCAGCUCCUGCUCGUGCCCAACAAGCCGUUGACAUUGCGCUUCCAGCCCUGGACUACGUAGCCUUAACCAUUGCAAUACAGUGUAUGGAUCUUGGUA